Spodoptera exigua (beet armyworm) is the source of this 2058-nucleotide messenger RNA. The record is from the annotation of a GenBank genome assembly. NCBI's taxonomy places the organism in Eukaryota, Metazoa, Arthropoda, Insecta, Lepidoptera, Noctuidae.
AUGAGAAAUAACAGGCACAAGCAUGAACAGAAUAUGAUGGAGCAAGAUCGUCUGGUAGAACUUUUGAAGCGUGACAUCGAGGCUCAUAACAAAAUCAAACGUAAACUUUCCGUGCAGUUAGAACGGAGAAAGAACGAACUUCGGGAAUUUAUGUUGGAGAAACAAUCCUGUAUGAAUGAAGUAGCCACAGUAGUGGUCCUGCGAUACGAUCAGAUCAGAGCAGCGGCUAUCCGCGGCUGCACUGGUCCUCAGGGUCUGUCACAGGCCGUUGUAUUCCCUGAAGCGUUGCUCAGUCGACUAAGAAAACGAGUGCUUGAACUUUUGGAAGAGAUCAAAGAACAGAAGUUGAGACAAAAGAUAAACCGCACACACCUGUUCCGUAUGAACGUAGACCUGCGAGCGAUGGAGGCCGAGGCAACGGAGCUGCGCGCGCAGAUGAGGGACGUGCUGACGCGCAAGCUGGGCCGGCCGCGCAAGGUGGACCGCACGCUCGACGACUUGCUGCGCCAGCUGGCGCGCCGACACAAGUACGCGGUCUCAUACGCCACGCUGCCGCACGUUGUGACGCAGCUAAGGACCUGGAGCGAACGACACAGUUCACUCGAAAAGAAAUAUCUGGCAGCUCUGAAUCAUUAUUCUGAUCGCCUCCGAGUAGCAGCAGCGCUACAAGCACAAGUUCUGCCGCAAAAGCCUACGAAGGAUCCUGUUGAAAUGCCUGGUGGUUACAACCCGGAAGUGUAUAAGCGCGACGUAAUGCGCCUACUCAUAGUGCGACAAAGACAAAAUGAGCAAAUCAAGCAACUACGAGAAGAGAUUGCAAGUCUCCGACAGAAGCCGCUUUCCUAUAGGGCUCCACAUGCAACCUUCACACCUACUGAGCCAGAGCAAUCGGACAUUUACCUGUUCAUGGUACCUCGGUCCCUUAAGCAACAUCGGAGGAAAUACUUCCCUAUAACGCCUUUAGGCUCAACAACGAAAUUUUCACCUGAAGUAAAUGUAACAACUCUUUUAUACGACUGCCUUGAUGCGAUGCGUAUCUCACGAGACGAUGCGGAGCUCCUAAAAUGUUCUCGAUACGAAUUGGUUGAUACUACCGUCCGAAAGUGGCUGUUGAAAGCUGGUGGCGACCCCACUCAGUACAAGACACAAACUCGAGCAUUUGAUGCUUUAGCUGCCUUAGCGGAUCGUUUGGUCCGGCAACAAAUUGAAGUAAUGGAAGCCCCGGAUGAUGCAGAAGGCAUCAUAGGUGAUUUAGAAGAUGCCCUCAGGGAUAUGACGGACGAAUCGAAUUCGCUAGCUGACCGACUCGGACCAGCCAUCGCUACAUUAUUACAUUCCGCACACUUCACGACUAUGGAAGAUCCUGAGACUCUCGCUUCUCUCGUGAAAUCUGUCACGGAUGAAAACCAUCCCAUUACUAAGGACAGUGUUGAGCGAAUUUGUUCCUAUGACGUCCUUCAAGAUAUUAAAGAAUGUGGUGUUGACCUGCCAACUGAAGAACUACAAAAAGUCGUGGAGUGUGCAAUGGACGCUAUUAGAGCUCAAAUAGUCGAACCAUCAGAAAUUUCAGAAGUCCAAAAAGAAGUUCAUAGGGUGUUGAAAGAGAAAGACAUUGAGGCGAUGAUCAAGAAAAGCAUCGUCAACACCUAUUCAGAUCGUAAAACACUUGAUAGUGAAACGUCUUAUAUUCGUAAAUGUAAAUCUGUCGGAGAUACAGAUCCCAAAUCAAUUUUGACAACCGCGCCUACAUCGGAUCACAAAGGCUUACAAACCCGUGUAUCUAUAGCCACUCCAAAUAUCCUUGGUAAAAGUAUGACUUUAUCAGAGCAUGAUAAACACGAACCGUCUUCUUACCCAAAGAAGUUGAGCACUAUGUCAUUGGACGAACGCAAGUCGUUAGCAACCCGAGUUUCCGCAAGUAUUCUGGGACAGGACAAAUCAAGUCAAUCAAUCAGUGGUGUCAAGGAAAAACCUAGCGUUCAAAUUGACAUUCCUGCAGAACAACACGAACAGACAGAAGGUGAACAAACGGAAGAAGAACCAACAAAAGACCAAUAA